AUGACUCUUGCGGCUUGCAUGCAAGAAGCUGACCAGCUUCAACACUGGAGAGAGAAAUGUUGGCGACCAUUCUUUAGAGUUGACGAAGAGAUUUUGAACAUCCAUAAUGAGCAGCUUGGGAUUAAUGAAGAUCAUCUCCAUGGAGCUCAAAGUAUACAUGUUGCAUCAAACAUUCGAGCAAGAAAAGUCUUCGAGUUCCCUUAUCUUCAGACGUCCAUGAAGCCAGAAGAUGCUGGUGUGGAUGCUAUUCUCUCAAAGUUCAAUAUCAUGAUCUAUAGCUACAAAGAUGCUGCAUACCCCUUUAGGAUGGUACCUCCCAUUGUUUACGCUCACCUCGCCAUUCUCCGAGUAAACGCCGGAGACCUCACUAGCAGUGAUACAUGGCGUUUAUAUAUGUAG
This is a messenger RNA of Arabidopsis thaliana (thale cress), 399 nucleotides long. RefSeq lists its product as uncharacterized. NCBI's taxonomy places the organism in Eukaryota, Viridiplantae, Streptophyta, Magnoliopsida, Brassicales, Brassicaceae. The transcript has 3 exons. Bases 1 to 399 code for a protein of 132 amino acids. The record is from RefSeq and is marked reviewed.